AUGUUUGGUGCUGGAGUUGGGACUAAAGUUAAUGCUAACGGACAGCCCGCUACGGCUCGUCUGGCGGCCGGUGAACUCCUUGUUGAACGCAUCGCGAGUCUGGCUUUCGAACCCGAUGGUGAAAGUGAGACCUUGGACGAUGAGCAUUCCUACAAGCUUGAUGGCCAGAGUAAUCAUCGGCACCACUGUCCUUCUCGGGUUUGGGCUUGGACUCCCCCUCUACAAAGAAGACAGCAGGGGACAAGGAUAGGAUUAUCCGUGAUUAAGUGUGCAGUAUUAAGGUUCAGAUUGCCAGGCUCAAUGACUGAAGCUCUCGGGGCUGGGGAAGAAGGAGCUAAAUUGGCAGGGCAGAGGAGGAGUAGCUUGCAUGUUGAGGAAGAGAUAAAGAGGAAUAGAGAUCUUGAUGAUGCGAGAAAGCAAACCCAGAAUAAGAGGGGGAGUGUAGGUGCGGAUAAGCUUGAGCAGAAAGGGGAUGAUGAGGGUGAAGGUGAAAAUGGCGGUUGGGAGAAGGGGAUUGAGAAGGGGCCGGGCAAAAGCGAAGGUAACUUACUCUAA
Messenger RNA from Fusarium oxysporum Fo47, 555 nucleotides. RefSeq lists its product as uncharacterized. The transcript has 4 exons. The record is from RefSeq and is a predicted model, not a curated record. NCBI's taxonomy places the organism in Eukaryota, Fungi, Ascomycota, Sordariomycetes, Hypocreales, Nectriaceae. Bases 1 to 555 code for a protein of 184 amino acids.